CUUCCGCAUGACACCAACGGCGCGCCGUCGCUCGCGCGCGCACACCCCCAGUCAAUCAGCAUCACAAACGCACCUCGCCCCGCCCCCUCCACGCCGCGUCUCGGGAAGAAGACUACAAGUCCCAGAGGGCCCCUCGCGCAUCUCGCCACGUGUUUUCUACACCCGCCAAUGGGUGGAAGCGCCGCGUGAGCCUGCUCCCGCCCCCCCGGCGCGCUCGAGCCAAUUGGAGGGGGUGGUGUGUGUGCGAGGGCAAGUGGGGAGGGGGACUCGGCUCAGGACCGGGAGGGCCUGCUAGCAGGUCCCGGGGUCCUGGUGGCGGCCGGAGCGCUUGGUCCGCAGGCAGCGGGCGGGUGGUUCCCCCUCCCGCCCCAGCCCCACGCGCGCGCGCCCCGGCCCCUCCCUCCCUGCCACCCUCCUCGGCUCCCGCGCGCCGGCGGCGGUUCCUCCCCUCCCCCCAGCCCUGGCUCCGGGGGACCCCGCGAUGCCGGUCCGCACCGAGUGUCCCCCGCCGGCCGGUGCCUCGGCCGCCUCCGCGGCCUCGCUCAUCCCGCCGCCGCCCAUCAACACCCAGCAGCCCGGCGUGGCCACCAGCCUGCUUUACAGCGGCUCCAAGUUCCGCGGCCACCAGAAGAGCAAGGGGAACUCGUACGACGUAGAGGUGGUGCUGCAGCACGUGGACACUGGGAACUCUUACCUUUGUGGGUACCUGAAGAUUAAAGGCCUUACUGAGGAGUAUCCAACCCUUACAACCUUCUUUGAAGGAGAAAUAAUCAGCAAAAAACACCCUUUCUUAACUCGAAAGUGGGAUGCGGAUGAAGAUGUUGACCGGAAGCACUGGGGCAAGUUUCUGGCUUUUUAUCAGUAUGCAAAAUCAUUUAAUUCAGAUGAUUUUGAUUAUGAAGAGCUGAAGAAUGGGGAUUAUGUCUUCAUGAGAUGGAAGGAACAGUUCCUGGUCCCAGACCACACGAUCAAAGACAUCAGCGGUGCUUCCUUUGCCGGGUUCUACUACAUCUGCUUCCAGAAGUCGGCAGCCUCCAUAGAGGGCUACUAUUACCAUAGGAGUUCAGAAUGGUAUCAGUCGCUCAAUCUAACUCAUGUUCCUGAACACAGCGCACCCAUCUAUGAAUUCCGGUGACAGCGGCUCAGAACAGCAACCAAAUAAAACUGAACUUGGCAAAAAAGAGCUUUGCCAAGAAAAUUGUGUACCUGCCAGAACCAGGAGAACGUGUGUUCCUGUUUCUUCACGAGCAGACUUGCAUCAGAAAGCAUGAAUGUUAACCCACAGAAUCCAAGGAGCAUGGCCGACCAGCAGGGCAUGGGGGGAGCGGCCUCCGUUCUUCCUCCCUCUCUGUGGCAGUUUGAUCUUAACCUGUUUUUAAGCUACCUUAAAUGCACUUUUCCUUCCUGCACAGCUAACUUCUGUAUCACUGAAAUGCCCACUCCUCCCUCCAUCCCUGCCUCCGGCCGAGGAGAAGGUCCGCCCCCUGGUCACCCUUGGUCUUGGUGCUCGGGGUUCCCGCCCAGGCUCCCCGGCUUCCCCAGUGGCUCAGUCUGGUAGCUCAAGAGAAGGCAGAGCCCCAGCACGUGUGUGCCCCCAGAGCUCUGUGCAGGGAGUUGGCGAGCUGCAGCAGCUUCCGCCAGUGAAACGUGAGGUGGAGGCUCAUUGCUGAACAGGGUCAGCUGGAGCUGCCCAGCCCUGUGAUGUUCACGCCAAGCUAGUCAGCGGCUGGCAGGUUCCCUGGCCUGCCAUCGGGGAUCACCAAAUGUAAGGCUUCCAGAUCCCUGGCAGGAACAGAUUCCAGUCAUGCUUACUCAGCACGUUUGCUCCAAACUUUUGAACUUGAGGGCAAUACUAAACUUAAAAAAAAAAAAGAGAGUUUUUUUAUUACAAAAUUAUUUUUAUGGUCCCUUUAACAAGGACCCUAUGGCAAAUGCACAAUUAUUCAGAAUUACAUUUUAUCGUUUUCACAUUGAAAACAGCAAAUGUUGACUUAGUAAUUUUUAUAUCUAUAUCUAUAUGUAAAUGUAUAUUUAAUCAACCAGCAGUUUGAAACUAGUCGUCCUGGUACAAAAGUUUUGCAGCAUUGCGUAAAUUAUAGUGCUAAACAUGAGAACUGUUUUUGGGGCCAGUUUAGCAUUUGUACCUCCUCCUUUUGCUACUCAAAACAGCAGUGCUUCAUGGCGACCUUUUCCAUCAGGCAGAAGGGGCCGUUCUCCUAAGAUGGCGACUCUGGAAUGUUGGGACGGGAGGGGUGGGAACAUGAACACGUCAGUAACUCAAGGCUCACGUGCCAAAGUGUGUGUGUGUGGUUUUGUUUUUGUUUUAU
Molecule: messenger RNA, 2327 nt
Organism: Ceratotherium simum simum (southern white rhinoceros)
Lineage: Eukaryota; Metazoa; Chordata; Mammalia; Perissodactyla; Rhinocerotidae
Gene: GID4
Product: GID complex subunit 4 homolog
Biological process (GO): protein targeting to vacuole; negative regulation of gluconeogenesis; proteasome-mediated ubiquitin-dependent protein catabolic process
Cellular component (GO): GID complex
Source: RefSeq, a predicted model, not a curated record